Ostreobium quekettii is the source of this 2802-nucleotide messenger RNA. NCBI's taxonomy places the organism in Eukaryota, Viridiplantae, Chlorophyta, Ulvophyceae, Bryopsidales, Ostreobiaceae. The record is from the annotation of a GenBank genome assembly.
AUGCGCCAUCGCAGUGACGAUGGGGGGCGGCCGGGGUGUCUUCCACAUGGCGAGCGGGGGUCCCUGGACUUUGGGCCAGUGGGCCAAAGCCCUCCCGGUCGCUGUUGGAGCGGAGAGGGGUUGGCGAGCAGCGCCUGCUUGGCGGUUCUUCAGGCAGCGGAUCCGGCUCAUGCUGGCGCCAGGCACCACCACUGUGAAUUUUGGGAUCCAGGCACACUGAGGGUGCUGGCAUUUGGUCUGAAUGCAAUCUUGAAGUUCCCUUUCUCUGCAAGAGUGGCUCUAGGCCGUGGAUUGGUGCCCGAUGCAAGGGUCAAGCUGAUCGAAUUCCGAGCUGGAGCGCAUGCAGAUGAGUUGGCAGCUGAAGCAGGGGGACGCAGGCCACAAUGCCUUGAGCUGUCAGUGGUCUCACGCACAGCCGGAUUGGCACUGCUCCAGUACCUUCUCCCUGGUGCUGUGGGGUGUUUAGGCAAAAUAUUGUUUGCCACUGGAAUAGCGUCGCUUGCCCUUGCAUGUCGAUCCCAUGCACGGCGCACACUGUCCUUCUUGAGUCCCUGGAGACGUUGGAGGAGAAAGCGGAUUCGAAAAACAAACCCUGUCUGCAGGAGGCCAGCAGAACUUGCAGACCAGAUGUUUGAUGCAGUGGGACAGCUUUCAUUGCCAGCAGUGCUGUUGCAGUUGACAGAGUCACUUUGGCAGGCGACUCAUUCCGACUCCAGGAAACUGCUCCAUUGCGUAAUCACGCUCCUGUCUGUGUCAAGCAGCUACAAUGCCAUCAGCCGCCAAUGCAGUGGUGAAGCGAGGUCUGAUGUGGAAGACGCUUGGAGGAAGGCACACAGAUCUGCAGCCAGGAGGGUUGCCCCUCUUCUGGGAGACUUGCCUGACAGGCCUCCGCUGAAGCCGUUGCUGAACUUCUUGGAGACGAUCAGCAGUGCAUUUGGCACCCAGAACUCAGAAACAUCGACCCAGCCCUGCUGGGCCACAAGUGUGCAUGGGCCCUUGGCAUUCUCCUUUCCAAUUGGGGCCCAGUCACUGGUGGCACCACUUGGCACGACCUGCUUGUCACACACGCAUUCGACGAAGGGGACCUCUGAGUGCUGGGAGGUCUCCAGUCGAUCUCAAUCUCAAGAUAAGUUUGUACAGUGCUCCAGUGCCUGUUGCUAUGGGAUGAGACCUUUUGCAGGCUUCAGCGAAUCAGCACAGGGCGCAUGGAGGAGCACAAAUGUCACAUGUCCAUCUGGGACUCCCCCACAGGGCACGAGACCAGUAGAGUUGGUCAGUUGGAACGACUCUGCCACGUUUGCUCCCAUCCUCGACUCUCUUCCCAGCGAUCUGCCGCUGUAUGGGAGAGCGGAUCAUGCACAGCACCAGAGUCGCAAACGAUCACAGUCAGAGCAGGUUGCCCUGGUUGCCAGGGCUGCCGAGCUGCUGUUUGCCUUUCUUCCCUUUCUGCUUUUGGGUUCGUUUCUGAUGCUCCUCUCCUGGAUGCCAUUUGAGGCGAAGCAGGAGGCAGACGCAGAUAGCGGCCAGGUGCUCUGCCGAAGGCGCCCACAUACCGCAAAGGAAGGAUUUGCAGCAAUGCUGCGAACAUGGGCUUUUCAGAUUCUGCUGAUGGGCUGUAGACAGGCAGGGCCAGCCUUUAUAAAAUGGGCACAGUGGUCGUCCACCCGAGUUGACAUUUUUCCGCAGGAAUUCUGCGAUGUGAUGUCGUCCCUCCAUGACCAAGCUCCCAUUCACAGCUUUGGGGAGACGCGGGCGGAGUUUGAAGCCAUGUUUCACAGGCCUUUGGAGAGUGUGUUCGAGAGUUUUGAUGCAAAACCUAUUGCCUCAGGCAGCAUUGCGCAGGUGUACCGUGCCACCAUCGCCAUGGAAGACAAUACAGUGCCGGUGGUGGUGAAGGUUCGCCACCCAAACGUGAGCCUGAGAAUCAAACAGGACUUUCAGAUCCUGAAGUCUUUGGCCUCGACUGUGUCCUGCAUCCCUGGCCUGGGCAGCCUACCCAUCAAAGAGACCGUCUCCCAAUUUUCAAACACAAUGACCGCACAAGCAGACCUCAGGGUGGAGGCAGCACACCUGAUCCGAUUCGGAUCCAAUUUUGCACCAUAUCCAUCAGUGGUGGUGCCAGUGCCCAUUGCUGCCUAUGUGUCUGAAUCUGUUCUGGUGGAGAGCUUUGAGGAGGGCUGCGGAGUUUCACAUUACAUACAGCAUCCAGCGCCGUUGAAUGGCGGCCUUGUUGCACUUGGUGUCGACGUGUAUAUCAAGAUGCUGCUGCAGGACAAUUUCGUCCACACUGACCUGCAUCCUGGCAACAUACUGGCCCGGUCCAGGCCCGGCCGAACGGGCCAAGAGAACUUGCAGCUGGUGUUGCUUGACUAUGGGCUUGCUGAGGAAUUGAGCCCACAAGUGCGCAGGCACUUCAUUUCCUUCCUGAAUCUCAUCUGCGCAGGAAACGGCCGGCGGGCAGCCUGGCACCUGCUGAGGUGGAGCGACCGUCAGAUGUGCCCGCACCGGGAGGGUUUUGUGGACGCCAUGGCGGACCUUUUCGAUAGGAGGUGCGACAUCGGCAGCGAAGGGGCCAUCGACCUGGACGCCGUCAUCAAGUCCACCCUGCGGCUGUGCCGGAGGCACGCGGUGAGCGUGGACAGCAAGUAUGCCGCGCUCAUGAUCAGCGUGUGCAUAAUCGUGGGCCUGGCCAAGGGCCUGGAUCCCAAGGUCAACCUCGUGGACGCCGCGGCGCCCGGCCUGCUGAUGUACAGCCUGAGCGGAAGGGUGAUUGGCAGGCUGUACGGGAAGGGUGGCCGCUAG